Molecule: messenger RNA, 996 nt
Organism: Fusarium pseudograminearum CS3096
Lineage: Eukaryota; Fungi; Ascomycota; Sordariomycetes; Hypocreales; Nectriaceae
Exons: 2
Coding region: 1-996 (331 amino acids)
Molecular function (GO): acyltransferase activity, transferring groups other than amino-acyl groups
Source: RefSeq, a predicted model, not a curated record
AUGGCGACCUGCACCACCAUGGAGAGCCCUCAACACAUGACCAUUCGAGAGCUCGACCUGAGGACCUGCCACCCAAGCACCGUGGUCGACAGAGUUGGUGCUGUUCCGGUUUUGAAGACAAGCGCUGCUUUCUUCACAUUCCUGCGCGCCAAUCUUGUCCUUCACUCGGCAAUGGUUUCGGCCACUAGCACUCCGCAAUUUGGUUCAUCGGUGCCUUUUUCUUCUUUCGUCCCUCCAUCGCCUUCUCCGCUUGCAGCUUCUACUCCAUACUUUGGACUCGACGAUGAUGAAGACGUCGAGCCAUUGUCUCUCGAGGUUCUCGACAAGCCCCAAGACAAGGUCGAGGGCAUGCGCCUUGUCGCCGACUCGAUUGCCCAGAUGCGCCAGCGGGCCUCACUGAACCUCGUUUUUCACCCAGUCUGCCUCGCCGGUCUAUCAGCUGCCCUUGCUUCUAUCUACCAUUUCAGCGGUGUUUCUCGCGACUCUGGACUCGGCAUGACUGUCUCAUGCGGUGUCAUCAUGAGCUACCUCAUGGGCAUUCGCUAUCUAGCUAGUGGCUACAUCUCUUUGGCCGAACGACUCCGCUGGAACUGGCUACGAUCUGACGAUGGAGAGGAGGACACCCUGCUAGCUGCCCGUCUCAACCAAGAUAUCAUCGGAACCCUUGUCCUUCGCCUUGAACCAAACCAGACAUCCAACCACAGACGACGACGAUCGCUUUCUCUCCGAGGAGGCAAGGGUGUUAUUCGUGCGUGGACCACCAACCUCAACUACCGCGGAAAGGGUGUCGGAAAGGACCUGCUUCAGGAAGCUGUGCGCGUUACCAAGGAGAAGUGUGGAAAGGAUGCCGAAAUUGGAUUUGCUCAGGAGCACGCAAACAGUGCCAUGCUGCUCCCCGGCAUCUUCAAUGCACCCUUUCGACGUGAUGAGGUUCGAGCUACCAGAGCCUUGGACGGCAUCCUGUCCAACUGGGACCUCCUCAAGAGGAGGAGGUAA